AUGCACGUUGACCUCGCCCACACCCCACAGGGACUGGGCCGGGUGAACUUCAUCUUCACCCCCGUGACAUCCCUGCAGGCCUUCCUCACUGGCCUGGCCGGCUGCCUCACCGACGCGAACGGCCCCGCGAGCAGCACCACGCUGGACGCGACCUCCAAGGCGCGCUACACGACCUGUUCCACGAACCUGAAAGUAACGGAGACCACGAAAAUAAGGAACUGGGUCGCGUACCGCACUGGCUAUGCGUGCAUCCUCAAUGCCAACAGACUCGCUGCGACUGGAUGACCGUUUCCGCGGAUGGAUGCGAGAGGUUCGCGGGAGUCGCCGCGACUCGGCCUUUCGUCCCUGCGCCGAGUUUUUUUUUUCCCUGAUGGCAAGGAAGAACCGAAAAUCACGGUGCAUCUCUCACACAUCUUACAAGUUCAUAGCGGC
Darwinula stevensoni is the source of this 432-nucleotide messenger RNA. Lineage: Eukaryota; Metazoa; Arthropoda; Ostracoda; Podocopida; Darwinulidae. The record is from the annotation of a GenBank genome assembly.